CGGCUAGGGCUUUUUAAGUUUUCUUGUUCUUUCUCUUGUUUUGGGGGGAGGAAGAGCGAUGGCCGUCGCGCGGGGCGGAGGAGGAGCGAAUGCUGCGAAUGGAGUGGCGGCGCUGGAUCAUCCACCGCCGGCUCAGCAGCAGCAGCAGCGGCAGGAAUGCGCGGGAUUCAUGGCGCUCGCUCGCGAUUACUUGGGCGAGCUCGUGUCGGGAUCCAAGCAGGGCAGGGACAGCGUCUUGGCAAGGAUGCGAGCUCUGGCCUACGAAAAAGGCCCCAGAGCCCAAACUGCCGCUAGGCAAACCAUGGCGGAUCUCCAUCGCUGGAUGCAAGAGAGCGGCCAUCUCAAGAUCGCCCUUCUUGGCGCUGUGAGUACUCUCUUUAAUCUUUUCUUCGAUGAUGAUCUUUUUCUCCAGGUUGGGCUGGUUGGAUUGGCGGCAUUGGUAGCGCUCGCAACGUUUGUGGUGGUGUUCGUAUCAGCGACCGCAAAUGCGAUGAUGAUCAGCUUGAUACUCUCGAUCUCGCUGGUGGGGUUUUUGAUGGCUUCCUUCUUCACGUCCCUCACGGCUGUGUAUGUUGGAGCGCUCCUGGCGGCCGGAGUUACCAUCUCCAGCCUCACAUUCUUUAGCAUCUGCGGGAUGAUCAUGGCUGCCGGAUGGUUCACGUUUUCGUGGGGGAUUUGGAACUUCGUCCGGAAGAUCUUCCAGAUUGUAAGAUACUCGGCUGGAUCCGUGUGGAGCGCGCUAUCAUCGCAGCCAGUGGCAGAGAUCAGUGUCGAGAGCCUCAAGCAGCAGUAAAAAUCUUGAUUUUAGAACCAAAAGAAUUAUUCAUUCCAUCAA
Molecule: messenger RNA, 835 nt
Organism: Selaginella moellendorffii
Lineage: Eukaryota; Viridiplantae; Streptophyta; Lycopodiopsida; Selaginellales; Selaginellaceae
Exons: 2
Coding region: 59-793 (244 amino acids)
Source: RefSeq, a predicted model, not a curated record